This is a messenger RNA of Helobdella robusta, 1056 nucleotides long. RefSeq lists its product as hypothetical. Lineage: Eukaryota; Metazoa; Annelida; Clitellata; Rhynchobdellida; Glossiphoniidae. Bases 1 to 1056 code for a protein of 351 amino acids. The record is from RefSeq and is a predicted model, not a curated record. Gene Ontology annotation, biological process: G protein-coupled receptor signaling pathway. The transcript is spliced from 4 exons. Gene Ontology annotation, cellular component: membrane. Gene Ontology annotation, molecular function: G protein-coupled receptor activity; peptide binding.
AUGGAUGAAAAUAUAUCACUAAUCCAAUCAGAAGAAGAUCCUUCGUCCCAUAUUUCCCCAUGCAAUCCCUCCAGCCCAGUUUCAGGUAAUUCUUGCUUCAGUGCAGUAAUUGUGGACACUUUCUUCAUCGCCUACCUCACCUUGUUCGUCAUCUCCAUUGUGGGAAAUUCUUUUUUACUAUUUGUCAUCACCCUCAGCGAAAAAACGAUGAUGAAUAUCUUGAUCGCCUCUAAGACGAUAGCUGGUAUGAUGCUUAGUGUUUUUGCAAUGUUCUUCUAUUAUGUGUCCAUUGCCAACAGCUCUUCAUGGGUAGGAGGAUGGUUUUUCUGCAAGACUGCCAAGUGGUUUCAUUCUAGCGUAACGAUGGCAAUCUCCUUCAGCAUAGUGGCCAUGGGCUAUCGCAAGUUCAAGGUCGUCACGAAAGAGAUGAGUGGACGUUGGAUGAGGGAGAAGAUGGCGUGGGUGGGUCUCAUUUGGGGCAUGGCAAUCUUCAUCGCAUUUCCUCACAUUUUUACGACAGCGUUAGGAAUUCAACAAGACAUCCUCACAUGUGAAACUUGUUGCUGCCUUCUCAGCCAGGAUAACAUGCUGAUCAAAAUCUACAUAUCAGCGAUAACUUUCUUUGAAUAUUUCAUACCCGCCAUCCUGAUUGUCACAACGCACGCACUCAUUUGGUAUAAAAUUAGGCAGAAGACAAAUGGAAAAGUUGUGGCUGUUAGUGGUACUGGCGAUGUUGUAGUAGUCGUUGCCGGUGGUGACACUGAUGAAGAUGAUGUGAGUGAGAGAAAAGAAGCCAAAAUGUUGACGACAGUCGCAACUAUCUUCAUCUCCUUCUUCCUACCCUGGUACUUCAUAAUUACCAUCCUCCUCCACAACAUUGACCUUGAACUUUCUGGACGCGCUUACUUCCUAUUUCUGGAUAUCGCUCAUAUGCUGGGAUUGGCCUGUGUCGCCCUAUGCCCCGUAGUCUACUUUAUGAAAGGGUCAAAGUUCAGAGAGGUCGUCUGGAGAAUGUGGCUGCAGUUGAAGAUGUGGCGGUGGAGUUUUGUUAGCUAA